Messenger RNA from Trypanosoma theileri, 2400 nucleotides. RefSeq lists its product as uncharacterized. Bases 1 to 2400 code for a protein of 799 amino acids. The transcript has a single exon. The record is from RefSeq and is a predicted model, not a curated record. NCBI's taxonomy places the organism in Eukaryota, Euglenozoa, Kinetoplastea, Trypanosomatida, Trypanosomatidae.
AUGAGUGCAUCGUUAGCUACACUCGCAAACGUUCUUUCUUCUGAAUGCACAUAUUACGCUGGAGAUCCGGAGAUAUUAAAGAAUGAACGUUAUGCCGAUCGCAUUACGAAACUCCUCCAAUCCGAAAAUGCCGAUCUUCUCACUGCCCGUGUGGCCAUUCACGCCCAACUGCGGGAUGCCUUCAAGGAUGAUAGUGUACAAAAGAUGUUAAAGCCCUAUCUUCGUGAAGGGGAAUCUUUCCAAACACUCAUUGAUGAUGCGAAGAGUCGUGCUAAAUUCUUUUCACGCAAACAACAGGAAUUACAAGCGGAGGUGAUGGCCAGUAAAGAACAGAUUGCCUUACGAGAGGCGCAUCGUGAAUUGGCGGCAUGGGAAAAAGAAAAUGCCGUUUUAUUAAGACAUCAAAUGUUUAUGUCUUAUAAACCAUCCAUGACUUUAUUACUGGAGAGUGCGGCAACCAUUGCACUUUACCGUCAAUAUACAUUACUGGAAGAGGGAGAUUACACCAGUGAAAGCAGCAGUGGUGAGGUGCCGGCACAACUGCAAAAGAUGGGAGGAAAACCACUCUUUACCACACAAGCCCCAAGUAGAUCUUUUGAAGUGGAUGAACACACCAAAAUGUAUUCUCAACAAGUAUUACAGAAUAAACGUGUGGAGUAUGAAGAGAAACGGGCAUUGGUUACCAAACGUCGUAAAGCUUUGGAGGAGUGUCCAUCACUCUUACGUUUACAAGAGUUUAUUAAUACACGUAAUGAAAUUCUACGCCGAUUUGGUAUUGAUCGCCUUGUUUCCUUACGUGUUCGUAAAGAUAAGGCAUUGUCUGAACCCUUUGAAGGAGGUGAGGAUGCUUCUGUUUCUGGUUUACCGGCAAAUAACGAAAUUAUGAAAAGUCGCCGUGUGGCUCAAUAUUCACUUCCUAAGAUUGUGGAACAAUGCCAUAAGAAUUAUGUAAGUAUUCUCGCCACAGAAGAUUGGGAUGCUUUGUUAAAGAAUACAAAUCUUACAAACCGUGAAGCUAUGCAGGCAUUAAAACCAUUAAAGGAUUUAGAAACAUUUCGUUACUGGUUCCUUGCAAGUAUUACCGCAGAUGCCCCACAAAUUGGACCUAAUAAAUUGGUAGGAAAGAAUGUAACAACAGCGGAAGAAUAUAAGAAACUUUGGCAACCACAAAAGAGUAAUUAUAUUCCUUCACUUAAUACAGCUCAUCGAUUGAAUUUUGUUAAAAAUGUUGCCGAACCUCGUGGAUUUCCACACAUUGUUGUUUUAUCUCCAGUCAAGUAUACACAUAUGCAAAAUAAUGAUCCCAAUACAAUUGUAAAGGGAGAAUUGGAUAUGAUGGUGUAUGAUAAUACGAAUGAAAAGGUACUUUUAAUGGUGGUGGAUUCUCAUGAUGAUCGUCGUCCUCGUGGGGCUUUCCUGCAUGGACAAGAAGAACGUUAUCGUUUUGCCGCCGUUAUUCGCACAGCCAUUGCAAAUGAUAAUGAACUUCACAACUUUCAAUGUCAAGGAACUGUGGCGGAGUAUUUCUUUGAUCCUGAAUUUGGGGCAGAGGAGAAUUACUACUGUAUUAUGGCCCCUUCUAAGAUUUCUCAAAAGGUGGGUACAACCAUUGAUGUUCCUGUAAAGGCCCUUCGUCCUUUUACUUCCUGUCCUCCACGUUAUUUCUUAUUGGGAUCCAAUUGGGGUGUUUCCUCUGGACAUGCAAAGAACCCAUAUGCCACUUCUUUCACACAUGCGGAAUUAAAUGAAGAGGCCAUGGUUUUACAGCAAUUUAUUGCGGAUGGGUUUGUGCAGAAACAAAUCAUGCCACAUCUCCUCACACGAAAAGAGGGAUUGGAGUUAAUGGAAAAGGAAAAACAACAACGUCUGCGGGAACAGCGGGAGGCGGCGGCCUCUGCACGACAAAACGCCUCUCCCUCAUCCGCACGGGCGUACCGCUCGUUAACACAAUCCCCACGCGAGACCAGCCGCACACCCCGACAGGCGGCAAACAAUAUGAAUAUGAAUACAAUGAGCGACACCCUCACCGCGGCGGCGAUGGAGGAGGAAGAUGAUGGCAUUCUCCCAGAGGAGGAGGACCCACUCGCCCCAAUGGUGCCAGAGGAUGUCCUGCGCCCCGUGCGGGAUGUGUUGAUGAAUAAAAGAUUCCUCCAACCCGGAUUUCUGCAGCGGCGAUCGAAGGAUAUGUAUGUGAAGCAACUCCCCGCCGUGAGGGAUGGGCAUCUCCGCACACCACUGGUGGUCUUUCAGGAGUUGAUGCGAUCCAAGUUUGGGGAGGAGGAGGCACCAUCCAGUCAGCCGCAGAGUGCGAGAGGACGACUGGCGAACAGCAACAGUGGAAGUAUGAAGUUCAGUCCAAGAAAUCAAACACGAGGACCAGCAAAUGUUUCUUGGUUUUAG